UACUAAAUUUAUCACCUUGUUCUGGUAGUUCCAUCUCUUUUCAAUGGUGAAUGACCUACAGAUGAAUAGCUACUCGCAGGACGACCCAGUAGCAGAGCUUCUACGCACGCCCGAUGACGACAUCCAGGUGAUUCAAAGAGACGGCGGUCAGGAGUACCCUUAUGGUGCGCAAGGUGCGACAUCCUCAUCUCAAAAGAAUUACAAGAACAACAGCAACAUCAACAAUAACAACAAUAACAACAACAAUAAUAAUAAUAUCAAUGCUAAUAACAACAAUAAUGCCAAUCAAAAUGGGUACUUCAGUGGUAUGACGCCCAUCAAUUACGACCAACAACCGGAUGAUUAUCAACUCGUAGCCACAAACCAUCCUAAAUUUCAAAAUUCGGCAUCAUCGGUUCCACUCCCUCCUCUUUCUCCAUUGUCGGAGUCGGUACUCCCACAGAGCUUGACUCGCUGGGGCACCAACAAUGCUAAUAAUAAUGGCAAUAAUGUAACAACCACAGGAGGUGGGGGGAAUUCAAAUACCCCAAAUAUACUUGGACCUCAUGCAGGAGGAAUGAUGCUGCCAGGAGGUGUAUUAGGAUUAACAUUACCAAGCUAUUUGGAUUGGGGCAAUGGGUUGCCCAUGGCUGCUGCCAUGGGGGGUGCUGGAGGCAUUGUCCCUUCUGGUGGCGGACAACAGAAUACCAUGCAACAACAGCAACAAACUCAAACUCAAAAUACAAAUAACACACGAGCUAAGAAACGGAAGGAACCCACUGGUCCCAAGACAAGACCAGCGUUUGUGAUGAAGAUCUGGUCUAUGGUGAAUGACCCUGUCAACCAGCAUUAUAUCCGAUGGAAUGAAGAUGGGAAAUCAUUCCAUGUGUUUCAUCGAGAAGAUUUCAUGAAAUUGAUCUUACCAAAGUACUUCAAGCAUAAUAACUUUGCAUCCUUUGUACGGCAAUUGAACAUGUACGGGUGGCACAAAGUACAGGACGUGAACAACGGGUCACUAUACAACCAAACGAUCAAGGAUGAGAAAGGUGGCAUUGAUGAAAUUUGGCAGUUUGAAAACCCAAACUUCCAAAAGGAUAGAGAAGAUUUGUUAGACAAGAUUCAACGUAACAAGACCACCAAUAGCAAUGAACAGGAAGACGGUUCGGGUGGUGGUAGUGGAAGUGUUCCUGGUGGUGCUGGUGGUGGGUCUGGGACUGGCCGUAUUGAAGGAGCUACAGGUGCUGCCGGUGGACCCGCUUCUGGUGAGAUUGGUGGCAUGAACUUUGCCGCCAUUUUGGGAGAAUUGGACCAAAUUAAACUCAAUCAAUUGGCCAUUAGUGAGGACUUGCGUAGAGUUCGAAAGGAUAACAAAACCCUUUGGCAAGAAAAUUUCUUAACAAGAGAAAGAUAUCAUACACAGGCACAAACUUUAGAUAAGAUUCUUACUUUUUUGUCUGCAGUUUAUGGGAACACGGCUGGAGGCAAGAUAAGCGAGGUUGGUGGUAAUAUAGAUGGGGAAAUUGUUCCCUGGCAACAGAAUGGAGCUAACCCUGAGCCAGUAGUGUCUGGAGGGUCUUCAAGCUCGUCUGUUGUACCACCACCACUGCCAUUCAAUAAGCCGCGUCUCAUGUUGAUGAAUCAAGCUUAUCAACGUUCACCCUCGGAUUCCGAACGUCCAACUCCCCGUAGCCAAUAUAUGGGGAGAUCGCCAUCUUUCAACACCAACAAUGCUUCGUCCGUGGAAGAUAUCAUGAGAUCGUAUGAAAAUACCCCCAAAUUUUCCGGUAAUGGUGACCCGACUUCUAAUGCUGCCAAUCGGAUGUAUCAACAGCUUAUGCAACAUGAUAACCCUGCUUCACCAAGACAUUACUUCCCUGAGCUUAAUGGGCCAAAGAGUCCCUAUUUUGAAGGAAUGGUUCGAGGAUCAACCCCGCAACCAAUUGAGAACUCUGGUAACAAUGGGAAUAGUAGUGAAAUGCAAGCGUUGGAACAGAAUAUAUACAAGCAAGGUCAAUCGAUUCAACAGGUUCAAGAUUGGAUACAAAAAUUGGCUGCUCAGCAACAGGAACUUCAAGGCGCUAAAGCUGGACAGCAACAGCAACAGCAACAGCAGCAGCAACAGCAGCAACUACAACAACUGAAUCAACAACUGCAUUUACAACAGGGCGGUAUGAAUGAUAAGCUUUCACAUCCCCAGCCACAACAACCUCAUUCGCAGUCUGAACUUCCAGAUUUAGAUGAAUUCGAUGUGAAUGAAUUUCUAGACCCAUCCAAUACUCCGGUUGGGUCCAGUGGUGGUGUUACUGAUUCAGAUCACAAACGUACCAUUGAAGAGGUGAAUGAUGAUAAUGAUGAACAUAUUGACCACCCUUCAAAGAAGCAGAAAUGAUGUAUGUAUAUAGAAGUUUAAGGAUUAAUGAAUAUCGUGUAUUAUAGAGAAUAUAAUAAAUAUAUAAAUAAAAAAAAAGAGAGAUAUAGAAGAUU
This is a messenger RNA of [Candida] anglica, 2463 nucleotides long. Lineage: Eukaryota; Fungi; Ascomycota; Pichiomycetes; Serinales; Debaryomycetaceae. The record is from the annotation of a GenBank genome assembly.